Molecule: messenger RNA, 1549 nt
Organism: Miniopterus natalensis
Lineage: Eukaryota; Metazoa; Chordata; Mammalia; Chiroptera; Miniopteridae
Source: RefSeq, a predicted model, not a curated record
UCCUCCAGGUUAGCAGGAAGAGAUGCCGGGUUAUUUCAAAUUGAAAAUUACUUCAGCAGGAUUGGGAGAGGAAACAGCGUUUAAGUUAAUACAGGGAUACAUACUAUUCCAAGUAACCCAUCACAGAAUGUACCUUGUGUAUGCUUUCAACUUCAUUUCUUAUAUACGUAGUUGUAUUUACUGAUGGGACGCGUGUCAGAUUCUCACUUUUGUUUAGGGAGUUGCAGGAUUCUUAUUUUUCAGUUAAAUUCCUUUAGGUCUAUUUCAGUUUAAAUGAAACACUAUGAAAACAUUGCUAAGUUUUUCUCAACUAUUUACCUACAUAUAUAACCCAAAGUGCAGUAUUUUAGGGUUUUGGUGAUAAAGUUUCAUACCAAAUACUUAAAUCUGCACUGUAGACUCAGGGCUAUGUGAGUUACUGUGGGCAUUAAACAAGAAGUAUUAAACUGAUUUUUGCUUUCAAGGAACUCAUGGUAAAAGUAAUAACAAUUAAUAGAGAGCAGUACCAUAUUAUGUGAACAGUUACUGUGCAUACCAGAUUAUUUGGGAGGAAAAGGAGAAGAUUAAUAGGUGGGCAGUUAAAGUUCUUUGGAAGAAGUAGGCCUUUAGUUGAAGAAUGCCUCAUUUGGACAGUUAGAUAUAGGAGGACAUCCCCCCCCCCCAUUAGUACUUUCACUGUUGUGAAUAAUAAUUAAUGAGAAUUAAUUAUUAAAUCUCUUUCUGAAGAACAUUAGCUCCAUAAUGGCCGUAGCUGGAAUAAUGUUACUUCUAAGAAGUGUUCGACUGACAUCAAAAUUUACAAGUUCUUCAGAUAUCCCAGUAGAAUUUAUAAGGAGGAAUGUUAAACUACGCGGACGAUUACGCCGAAUAACCGAGAAUGGUUUCGAAAUUGAACAUAUUCCUAUUACUUUGCCUGUUAUAUCUUCAUGGAGAAAAGAGCCAUGUGGUGUUUUACUGGUUAAGCUGGCUGGAGUGGAACUUACUGAAACGGGGAAGGUGUGGUUACAAAAAGAACUAAAACCUUCCCAACUACUGUGGUUCCAACUUCUUGGAAAGGAGAAUUCAACACUCUUUUGCUACCUUUUAGUGAAUAAGGGUAGAUUUUUUAAUGUGAGUCUGAAUGAAGAAAUUUUGAGAAGAGGCCUUGGCAAAACUGUUCUUGUUAAAGGGCUAAAUUAUGAUUCUAAAAUAUAUUGGAAAAUUCACAGAAACUUACUUAAAGCUGAAUUAACAGCCUUAAAAAAAAGAGAAGGACUAUGGAAGGAAGAAUAUGAAAAAGAAAGUUAUUUGGAAAAAUUCAAAGGCUCCUGGAGAGAAAUAUGGAAAAAAGACAACUAUUUAAAAAAAAAUGGAUCAGAUUUCAACUUGAAAAAAGAAAGUUAUUAUGACAGAUUUAGAAGUACUUACGAAGCAUGGAAAGACAACUCCUUAACACUGAAGUUCAGAGAACUUAUGAGUCGCAUACACUUCCGUAGGAAAGGGUGAAAUAUUCCAAGAGGCCUGGAGGGGACCUACUCUGUAAAGAAUAAAAUAUGUAAAUAUAUGGAUA